AUACACUUUGGUUUCACCAAAAUCGAUUUGCGGCUCGCGAGUUGCAUCACUCGAGAUAAUUCAGUGCACUCUCCUGAAGUAUAAAUUAAAUCGAACAAACCGCGCCGUUUGACCUAACAAACCGGGCAAAUUGUGAUUGCCCUACAAUCUUCAACUACACGGGCAAACAAAGGAUGUUCGUGCGAAGGCAAGUGUUUUCUGGCUGGGCGCUAAGAUGAAUCGGUAGAUCGGCCGAUUUGGAACAGUGAAAGCAGAAGUAAUCAUUCGGAUUAUAGUGAAAACGAUCACGCUUCACGGCGCAAAUCCAUGCCCAUGGCGCUCAAGCUAGCACUGAACUCUCUCGCCAUGCGCAAAUUGAACAGAUACCUGCGAAAGAAUGUUAAGGACAAGUCCACCAGCAUAUUGCGCCUAUGGGCAAGGCAGUGUGAAUUCGUCGUUGCCCAGCAGCUUCGCCGAAGUCAGCAGAUCCUUACGCAUUAUGCUAAAAUUUGGGAAGAACGAGCACUCCGUGAACUACUGCGGCGAGUCCGUGGCCAGGUACAACGACAUGCUAAAGGAUUUUUACUAUCAUCCGCCACCCUGCUGUCGUUCGACUGGGAGCGGGAAAGAAUCGACCUGGAAUCGGUGCAGGAGCACAUGGAUGACUUUCAGUUUCUAGAGCGCCUGCAAAAGGAAACGAUCUACUGCCGGAGGUGCGAAAAAAGGAAACUGAUCGACAGUAGGGUGGACGGUGUCAGCUAUUGCUGUUGUCCGAAGAACGUGACGGAGAUGUUAUCCGUCGAGCGAAAUGCUUACACCGUUUGGGAACCUUAUAUCGAGCAGCCACGCAUGAUAACCUGGCGCCAAGAGGUGAAGCCAGGCCUGUACGCAUAUAAAGUUUACGUAGAAUACCCGGAUGUAACGGCCGAAGAUUUCUUGCAUGUGCAGAUCGACGUGGAAUAUCGCAAAAAGUGGGACAAUACAGCCGUGAACCUGGAGGUCAUUGAUGAAGAUACGUCCAAAGGGUCGAACAGCCACGUUAUUUACUGGGAAGCUUUAUGGCCGAAAUUGUUCGCAAAUCGUGAUUACGUGUACAACCGACGCUAUUUUGUCGAUCGCCAGCGGCGCGUGAUCAUGAUCGUCAACAAGAGCAUCGAACAUCCAAAGUGUCCUGCUAAGCCGCACACCCAGCGUGUGCACGAGUACUGGAGUUACAUGGUCAUUAAGCCGACAAGCAGCUUCAAUAAACCGGGCGUAUCGUUUGUGCUGACUUACUUCGACAAUCCGGGUCUUUCGAUUCCGAAGUACAUAACCACGUGGGUGGCGAAGAAACAGAUGCCCGAAUUUCUACAUCAGUUGCACCAGGCCACGCUGAACUAUGCCAAGGCAAAGAAGCAGAACGAGACGCGCAUAAUUGAGUUCUGGGAUAAGCAUAAGGAUCCCGGAUUCGAGUACCCACCAGACACUCUGCUCGGCUACAGUGUGGAAGAUUUCAGUGAAGCUCAAAAGGAAGAAGAGUCUAGUCUACAAAAAGUCUAUGCCAAAACGAUGAACACGAAAGCCGUAGGUGAGAGGGCUCCAUUAGCGAUCAUGUCGAAGCGGGAGCUAACGGCAGAUACUUCCAAAUCAAGUGAUGCUGCACUAUGCGAAUCCCCCGAUACAUCCAUAGAGGACAACAAUACGCCGCAAAAAUCAUCAUGGUGGAGUUACCUUUAUUCUUAUAUCUAUUUCGUCUGAUUCAAAGAAACCGCUACUGCUGCAAUGGUGCUACUACCUGGUUAGGAUAUAAAAAUUACGAUAACUUGGUAAAGUAAACCAAAGGGUGAGCAAGUUGUUACAAUACAAUUGCGUAGAUACUUCAGCCUAAUAGGGAUAGUAGUUUUACAGUGAUUAAGUACCUCAAGUUCGAUUGUUAAUACACGCGUUAGGUGGCCUGUAGCUAAACAAAUCAAAACAGCUCACUAAGUAGAGUUAAGCGAAUGCAGGAUCAAUGCAACAUUAGACUUAAACCGUACGUUUUGUAUAUUGUUUUGUUCAGUUUUCUCUGGCUUGAUGGUCAGUUUUGUUAAAAUUCAACACAUAUUUUUGCACCAGCAAAACCAGGAGCAGCAUAGAGACGUUAUACCGUUUACGAUUAUUAUAAAAAAAAAAAAACAUGUAUCAAUCACCACGUACCCUUAACCUUGUUAAGCGUUACUCUAAGUAAAAUAAGUUUCAGCAAUGCUAGGAUUUUAUAUU
Anopheles aquasalis is the source of this 2217-nucleotide messenger RNA. RefSeq names its product stAR-related lipid transfer protein 7, mitochondrial. Lineage: Eukaryota; Metazoa; Arthropoda; Insecta; Diptera; Culicidae. Gene Ontology annotation, molecular function: lipid binding. The record is from RefSeq and is a predicted model, not a curated record.